Messenger RNA from Neofelis nebulosa (Clouded leopard), 1128 nucleotides. It is a transcript of the gene DCTN6, whose product is annotated as dynactin subunit 6. The transcript is spliced from 7 exons. Gene Ontology annotation, cellular component: dynactin complex. Bases 16 to 765 code for a protein of 249 amino acids. The record is from RefSeq and is a predicted model, not a curated record. Gene Ontology annotation, molecular function: dynein complex binding. Gene Ontology annotation, biological process: mitotic spindle organization. Lineage: Eukaryota; Metazoa; Chordata; Mammalia; Carnivora; Felidae.
UAAGCUACUUUGUAAAUGUGUGAGGACAGCAGUGGGGGCUCCUCCCAACAGCCUUCACUGCUGCGAACAGCUUGGAUGGGAGAAAUGCUUAAGUUAACGAUUUCGAAAAGCAGCGGCGUUGAGCACCCUCUGCUGCCUCUCUUUGAACGGGAAACCGACACACCUUGUUUCUGUUGCAGUAAAUUAAAAUUUAGGGUUUUUUUCUAUGGAGGCAGUGUGAAGAUUGCUCCUGGAGCAGUUGUAUGUGUAGAAAGUGAAAUCCGGGGUGAUGUAACCAUAGGACCUAGGACAGUGAUCCACCCUAAAGCACGGAUUAUUGCAGAAGCCGGGCCAAUAGUGAUUGGGGAAGGUAACCUAAUAGAAGAACAGGCGCUUAUCAUAAAUGCUCACCCUGAUAAUAUCACCCCUGAUGCUGAAGAUCCAGAACCAAAACCUAUGAUCAUUGGCACCAAUAAUGUGUUUGAAGUUGGCUGUUAUUCCCAAGCCAUGAAAAUGGGAGAUAAUAAUGUUAUUGAAUCAAAAGCGUAUGUGGGCAGAAACGUAAUCCUGACAAGUGGUUGCAUCAUUGGGGCUUGCUGUAACCUGAAUACAUUUGAGGUCAUCCCUGAGAAUACAGUGAUCUAUGGUGCAGACUGCCUUCGUAGGGUGCAGACUGAGCGACCACAGCCCCAGACACUACAGCUGGAUUUCCUGAUGAAAAUCUUGCCAAACUACCACCACCUAAAGAAGACUAUGAAAGGAAGCUCAACUCCAGUUAAGAACUAAGAACAAUAUACAACAUCAAGAUAACAGUUUGUCUUUGACCACUGUCUUUUGAGAGGGCCACAGUGUUUAUGUGCUCUUAGCAAUUCACAGAUUAAUACAUGUUGACUUUAUUUUAUAAAAUUGAGUCAGAGAGGAAAGUAAUGGAUUUUCAUUAUAACUGUCCUCUGUAAUUACAUAAAAUGCAUUAUUUUCCUAUAUCCUUACUCCUUUCCUGAGAAUUUACAGGUUUGGUUUAUUUUUCUUUUGUCAUAUGUUGGCCAUGAUUUUAGUUGUGUAAAAGAUUCCCUGUGAUAAGAAAGGGCAUAUUACUAUGUAUUUAUAUUCUAGCAUAUGUUGUAUUCAAUAAAAAUGCUAGUGACGGGA